CCUCGUGGAAAACAUCACGAAAAUCACCGAAGGAUUUUUUUGAUGACAAAACAAAGAAAGUUAAUCACAGGAAAAAUGAAAGUAUUAAGUUUAAGUUUUAGAGAGUUGUCACACUCAGCUCAGAAUUUACCAAAGAAAAUUAACAGAAAAGUGCAGAGUAAGUAUUUGGACAUUCUAAUGAGAUAUUUUACACAUGAGAUUUUUUCUUGUUACGAAUACAAUUUUCUACAAGAAAAAAAACAGCGAAUAUUUUAUUUCAUAAAUUUUAUUUGAUAAAUUUGUACACAUUAUUUUUUCGAUGUACGGAAUUAUUUUAAAGCAUUCUAAAAAAACGUUCUCUUAUAUUUUCCUCCGGAAAUUUUUCCUGUUGAAUAUAUUGGCAAAAUAUUGGUCUUCUCUGCUACUGAAUCAAGAAAUCACAAACGAUAACUUCUCUGACUGCAAAAAUAUUUUUUCAAGUUGAUAGUUCUUGAAUUUUAGAAUCAACGAACAAAUGGUAGAAUCUCUUCUAUAACGAAGAGAUAAUAUUUGAUGAUCUUUUAGAUGAACGGAGGGUUAUGACGAAAAAAAUGAUUCAAGAAUUUUUCAAAAGCGAAUGAAAAAGUUUUCGAAUCCCGUCCGUAAACACGAUAGUCAAUAUAGCAUGUGAUACAUGUGAGAAUAAUUAAUUCCUAGUCAUGGGCGUCCAUAAAAGUCGAGCAUUGAAGUCAUAUAUUUAUUAAUCUCAAGGUAAACUGAUAAAAAAAACUUUGAUUAAUAUUUUAUUGAGAUAUAAGAAAAAUAAAGCAUAAAUAUAUUUAUGGUAAUUGAUAUAAAAGCUCACAAUGACAAAAUCGUAACAAGUGCCAACGAGCAUGUGAAAGUAUCUGUCUACUUAUUUAAUAAUAAAUCAUUUAUUAUUAAUUAAUCAAUAUGAAGUCAUAACACGAUGAAAGUAAAAAUGACAAGACGAAAUUAUACAAAUGGGAGUUUUAGAUUUAACAAUUGUAUCGUGCGAUUCCGUAGAUUCUAAUGAAACGAAACGUCAAUAUUAAUAUUAGGAAGACAAAAAUAAAUAAUAAUUAGUAAUAUUUAUUGUAGUGUAGUUUUGAACGCUUAGUGCUCAAAUAAAAUAUUGUAAGUAAUUGAAAAUCGAACAAGAGACUCAAAAAUAUUUGCAUUUGCAAUUGAAUGUAUUAAAAAUAAUUGUAAUGCCAAAGAAAAAACUUUUGGAGAAUCAACCUUUGAGGUUUAUUUCUAAAAAUACUUCAAUUGAAUUUCCACGCUCGUUUUGUCUUAGGAAGGCACAGUGCCACCUCAAAGAAUCGCUAUAAAAAUACAUGGAGAAGUCUUAAAUUAAAAAAAGACACUGAGCGAAAUCGUUCAGUCACCGACUUUGCAAGCAUCAAGACAUACAAUAAAUUUUUGAAGAUUAUCUCGAUUUGAGAGAAUUUAAUAUUCAAUGAAAAUAGAAUAUACAUCAAACUGAGGCAUCAAUUUUUAAAUAUUUAUCUGAAAGCGUUCUGGAAUUUAGUCAGCGAAUUGUCAAAAAAGUGGAGAUGCAUUCGGUGUAAAAUUUGAAUUAAACCCUUCAAUUUUAUUUUCAUUCCCCUUUUAUUUUCCGUCGGUGAAAAUUUUUAUCCCCAUUAGCUCCCCAAUCUUCUCGAUUCCCUUCACUCUAUCUCUACUACUCCAUUACCGACAUCCUCUGCCUCAUGCCCUGCCUUAUUCACUGGUACGUCCUCUGAUUUAGUUCCAUUAAUCACCGCUAGGAAAUUUCGCUGUUGUACCUCUACCAUAAGCGCUGCUGAUUUCUCCUAUAAUCCCUGCCAACAGUUGUCGUUUUAUUUUCCCCUUGGAAAAACCGUGUAAACCUCUUGUACAUGAGAAUUUAUCCCGCUAGUGUUGUUCGUGAAUUGUUGGUGUGCGUUCCCCCCUCGGAGGUUAUUCUUCAAGAUGGCCAGGGUGCUGUCGCCCGCCGUGGUGCUCACGAGCAUUACGGUUUAACGCGGUGCUGCCGAGUGUCUCCCAACCCACCAUUAAAAACAAAUUGAACAAAAAACAUAAAUAAAUAAAGAGUGUAGCUUAAAAAUAGUGAUAACCUCAUUGCUCCAAAACAUGUGAGAAACUCCAAAACGGAGAAAAAAUCGACGGAAUUUAGUUUCCAAGGCGAGGGUUCACGUCUGUUUUCUUCAGGUUUAGAUCAGAUAAAGGCACGAGAUGGAAUCGGCUUUGGCCCAGGAUCUUUCUCACCUUGUUGAGGCCCAAGAGGAUUCCAGCUCAGUGGAUCAGCCAGCGAGUAACGAUGAGACGUUUAUUGAAGCCCCCGUGAGAUCCGCUACCUACUUUAAAAUAAACAAUCAUGAUGAUGAUCUACACGAGGAAUGUACAUCACAGCAAUUGUCGUGCAAUGGUGCAGUGCCGACUAUUGGCCAUUUCGAAAUGUCCAGCAAUAGCAACAAUGAGAGCUCUGAGAAUGCAGAAGCGGUUGUGACAGAAGUGAGUACCUUCGGUGAUAGAUUGUGCACUUACAGUGCAUCAUCACCGAAUGAUCGGUCGCGUGAUUUUCCAUCGAAAAAUGCCGAGAUGAAGAAAAUUGGUGUGGAGAUCUCGGAGGAAGAAGCUAAACAAUUGAAGAAUGAUAUCAGACGGUUAUCACCGGUGCUAGUGAGUCUCCAUGAACGAACUCUCGGUGAGAUAUCGUUGACAUCUGAUUCUGGACUGUUUGAUGAUGAGAAACACGAGCAUAAUGAUCGCGAUGCAUCGCUGAAUAGUUUAGUAGAUAAUGUUGAGUGUGUUGUGAGUGAAAAUUGUGGUGAAGAUGAUAAGAGACAUGAAUCUAAUGAGACAGCAGUUGUUUCGAAGGUGGGGGAGGAUAGGGUUUGUGAUAAGGAGAGGAUGAGUACGCCGAAGGGCUUGAUGAUCGUGUUGGAGCGAAUUGAUAAGACUCCGGAGGGCUUGAAACUUAAGAUGAAGGAGUCAGAGAAUGAUUUGACGGUGGAGCACACGUGUGUUAGUGAUUUGAGGAGGGUGGAGGAUAUUGAGGGAUUUAGUUUGUCUCCCAAGUAUUUGGAGAAUGAUCAGUUGACGAGGAAGAGUCCGAUGGUGAUGAUUGAGAGGGUAAAUGGGUUGGGAGAGAAGAGUGUGGGGCAGAGUGAUGUGAGGAUCGCAAGAAAACUUGAGGUGGAAUUUGAGGAGGAUGUGUUGGAGGCUACCAAGAUCAGUGAAUCCUCUGACAGUUUGGUGGAUGUUGGGAGGGGAAUUGGGGAAGUUCAGGAGCAGCAUGAUACUGAGACUGAGACUGAGACUGGCUCUGAUAGCUCUGAGCUCAUUACCAUCACUAUCAAUAAGACUGUUGUCAGGUGCGAGACAGGUGCUAUUGUUUGUGAUGUGGUGAAUCCCGAAGUGAUGGCGAGGCUUGGGGCUGAAGAGCCUGAGGCUUUUACUGAGGACUCGGCUGAGAGUCUCGCUUUGGCUACCGGGGCCAGGGAUGAAGUCAGAUCCGAUGGAAGUGACUCAGGGCUUGGUGGAGAAAUUUCUGGGGAUCCUGGACCUACUCCAGCACCCGAAAGCGAUUCAGAGACCAGUUUUUUGGAUAGAAUACCUGAUGAUAUACUGUCGGAUAAGGAGAAAGUGGUGAAUACACUGGAUGACUACGGGUCAUCUAGCGGCAGUACCAGUGCAGUGACACUGCCUAGUUUUCCAACACCACAAAAGAGUAGCCUGAAGCGACGAUUGAGCGAUUGCAUGGAGGGUGAGCCGAAUGCCAAACGUAACAACAGUGAACCAGCUAGGAAAAAACGUAAUAUACAGUUUGACGCUGUUACCGUUUAUUAUUUUCCACGCUCUCAAGGAUUCACCUGUGUGCCCUCUCAGGGCGGGAGUACACUGGGCAUGAGUGCAACGCAUACCCACGCAGAGAGAUUUUCACUGUCUGAGCAUGCAGCUGAACAACGACGACUGCAUCGUGCACGUUUGGCGCAGCUUCGGUCAGAGAGAGCAGCAAAUUGUGUGGUAGAGACAGCCUCGAGCUCUGAGGAUCCGAGUGACGACACCGAUGAGGAACCGAGCGACGGUGAGGAGCUCGAUAUUGACAGCUACUAUUUUCUACAGCCUGUCCCAACAUGGCAGAGACGUGCACUCCUCCGUGCUGCUGGGGUCAGAAGGAUAGAUGCACUCGAGAAAGACGAGUGCAGAGAUAUACGCGCAAGUAGAGAGCACUGCGGAUGUGGAUGCAAAGGGUAUUGUGAUCCUGAGAGCUGUCCUUGCUCCAGGGCUAAUGUCAAAUGCCAAGUGGACCGCGCAGGUUUUCCCUGCGGGUGUUCCCGCGACGGCUGUGCAAACUCAUCGGGACGAAUAGAGUUCAAUCCGGUUCGAGUCCGUACGCACUUCAUCCACACCCUAAUGCGCCUGGAACUAGAGAAAAAACAGCGCGACGAAGACUCAACGGAGCACGAGCCUCCACUCCCCCGAGGUCCUCUCCGUGAACACCAUCCAACUCAAAUCCACGAUCCAACCCGUCCCCCGGACACAUGCCUAAAUAAUGGUUUCACCACUCUCCACUACGAUCCCCACGAUCCGACAGUCUGCCAGCCUCUCCAUCCAGCUCGCGAGGACAGCCUAGAUCUCUAUGCAAUCCGCGACGACUGCUAUCCCUCCGAAGAAACCGUCGACAAUCCUCACAACUCACCCCGCAAAUUACACCCCGAGUUCAGCCAAGCUUUCCAGCCAUUCUCAACCCAACCAUUUCCACCACAAGCCUAUCCCGAUUAUCAGUCCUAUGAAAAUCUUCCCUCCACAUCCAGAACGCAAUUCCCACCUCAAUUUCAAUCAGUACCUUCAAAUCAAAAUUUCUCCCACUACUCUUCCUAUCAAGAUACAACGAUGCAACAAUCUUGCCACCAGCACCAGCAGCAUCAGCACCCAGCCCAACAGCACCAACAACAAUCCAUCUACGAGACAUCAUUUACUGAUGAUAAUGGCGUACAGCAGUACACUAAUCUCAACUCGGUACAACCCAUGAGCAGCGUUGUACAGCAAAUGGGCAAGCUCGAGCCAUUCUCUGAAUUAUUAGCUGGUCGUUACUCGUAUUAUGGGGAUGUUGAGCCACAGCCAAUCAGCAGUUAUCAUACAAACAAAAUAGAGGAGAAGGUUGUGGUGCAGCCAGGUGAUGAAGGGGGUGAUGAUUGUGAUGAGAACUUUGGAGAAAUAAUCAAGAAGAGUAUGGUUGAAACUGUCUCUGCUUGAAUCGGUGGCACAUGACAUGGAGGGUCUCAUCGGUUUUUAUUUGUCAGCUGAAUAUUUUCGGUACCUGAGGAAAGCUAUGCAUUUCUUUGCAUCGUACAUUGAACAACCCUUCGGUAAUUUUUCAGUCGAGUCGUCUGGAGAUAAUUUCUGGACAACUUUUAAAUGGAAAUUUCCAUUCCAUUGAGAUGUGGGACAUUUCGUUUUGAUUGGAAUUGUCGGUAUUUUAUUGAAUUAUUGUCAACUCACGUUAUAAUUUAAGGAGUUGGAAUGCGAUUUUUGGGAAAUCUAGAAGCGCUUGAGUGAAGACGAAAUGUUCCAGACGUGAAAGGUGAGAAAUUAUUUCCAGUGGUCAUCUUAUUAUUGAAUUGUUUGUUCAAUUGUAUUUAACGAAAAUACGAUAGCUCGGGAUUCUGCCCGGGUCGUGGUAUUGAAAUCAGCAAUUAAGUGGUUGAUCAAUUCGAAUGUGAUAAUUUGUUUGAUUAUGAAAAUAUCUUUGUGAAUAUCGAUUUGAGGAGGGGUAGUCGAUAGAUUUUUUCCUUGGCGAAGGGAAAACAUCUCCCGACAUUCAUUUCUCAAAUCAGUAAUUAUGGAGAUAAUUGCGGAAUUAAUGGUUGUACCGCUUCUCUGUUGGUAUUGAUUCAGUGGAUCGUUCCUAAUUAUGUUUUUACUUUAAUUAAUUGCCUAUUGAUUUCUGUGGGAGGGACAAUAAGAAUUUAAACGAUGAGAAACGAUAUUUCAACGAGGUUGUGACCAAGAAACAACAAAUGGGAUCAGCUUAGAUUGCAGUUUAUUAUUACAUAACUUUAAUACUUAAAAAAAAAAUUAAAACAAAUCGUGGUUUAAACAUAGACUCGCAGGUCGCGUGGAUUUUUGGGCUGACCCUUAGAUGAAUUUAUUCUUUCAUUCUGAUUUAUUUGGUAGUAAAUUGGUUGAACAAGACGAGUCGAAAAUUCUUGUCCCUCAAUUAGGUGCUUACCUUGGAGAUGGGUAGUUUUACAAUGAGAAGAGAUUCAAAGCGAAUUUUUAACAUUUUAUUCAAGGAUCACUCGGUGUUUAAAUAGUCUGAUAAUUGACAAUGAGAAUGAGAUGUCGACUCUGAACUUUUCACCAUUUUACUGCUGUAUUAAUAGAAUUUUUUAUGAACAAAAAGGGUCGUCCUUUCUCUUCGUUGCACGAGGGUUGUACAAACGUAUUGUACAUCCUCGUCGCGACUGUGAUAACGUGCAUUAAGAAGCAAAAUGAAGCUGAGAAUUAAUAAUGAUAAAUUAUUUCGGAUUUGUUGGACCGAAUUUGUGGUUUUUAUUGACGUUAUACUGUUGAGUGCAUUAAUAAAAUUCGUCUAGCGCAGAGAACACUAGAAACAUACACGAAAGAGAUACGUAGUUAUAUCACGGUGCCCAGCUGAUCGACAUCACACUGUCUCAUUAUUUAUUAUUAAUUAUCUCUCAGUUUUGAAGGAAUGCAGGAGUGCAGUGAGAAUAUCUCCGAGAGGGAAAGGUCCAGAGAAUUUUUUUAAAAAAUAUUGAACGAUCGGCAAAAAGAUCUCUUGACAUUUUCCUCUGCACUCACCAGUGCCUGAGAGAUUGACAGUAUAAUCUCCCGGAUUUUUCCACUUCACUGCAAAUUCCACGUUUUGAAAAUUUAUGAAGCAAUUUUAAUGAAAAUGGGACCGCUUUAUAUUUCUCAAUUAAUCAUGAAGUUAACGGAAUGGAUGAUGGAUUUUAGAGAAGCAUUGAACAACUUUCUAAGAUGUUGUUGGGGCAAUAUGUUCUGAGUCCGUGUUUUUUAUUUUAAAAACAUGAUUGAAUUAUAACUGCGUAAGGAAGAAAUAAAUAAUUGUACGACGAUAGUAUUAAAUUUAUACAUAUUUACCCGGACGUGUCAGCUCCCGAGCAAAUCCUGUCUAAAAUACAUUGUGAGAGAGAAAUCAGUGGUGGAGUGGUGAAAAUCGAGAAGCCCAAACGAUAUAUCAUUGUUUUGGAAAUAUCUCAGUGACCAGUGGAUACGACCAGAGAACAUCCACAAACAAGCUCUCACGAUUUUUUCACCGAUAUCCACUGCUUUCCGAGAUAAUUACUAAACAAUCUGUACAAAAUUAUUCGAUCUAUCUCCACUUCGCUACGGAAUAUCCAAAAUUAUAUAUAAAUAUAUGAAUAUUGUAUAUGAUACUUGUUUUUCGAAAUAUCGUAAUUCAUGGUUGAUUCUGUGGCGUCAAUUAAACCGUUGCGAAUGACGGUGAGUUUGCAUAAAUUUGUAAAAUAGUAAAAAUACUAAUGUUUAAUUAAUUAAAAUCGACAAAAAAAUAUGGAAAAAUAUUGUGAACGCAUCGAGUGAAUACUUCCGAUAAAAUUAAAUAUUUGGCAGGGUAAUGAAAUUUGCGAGGGACGUGACACCUCCUUACAACUAUAAAUAUAUAAAUAUUAUAUAUAAAAGAAGUAUAAAUAUAAACUACCGCGUAUGUAAGUAACUUUUAGAGUAUUUGAGUAAAAAAAGGCAUACAUAGUUGAUAGUGUUUUAUUAAAUGUUGUG
This is a messenger RNA of Fopius arisanus, 7755 nucleotides long. RefSeq names its product AXIN1 up-regulated 1 (gene Axud1). The transcript has 6 exons. NCBI's taxonomy places the organism in Eukaryota, Metazoa, Arthropoda, Insecta, Hymenoptera, Braconidae. The record is from RefSeq and is a predicted model, not a curated record. Gene Ontology annotation, cellular component: nucleus. Gene Ontology annotation, biological process: regulation of transcription by RNA polymerase II. Bases 2200 to 5226 code for a protein of 1008 amino acids. Gene Ontology annotation, molecular function: DNA-binding transcription factor activity, RNA polymerase II-specific; sequence-specific DNA binding.